Messenger RNA from Chondrus crispus (carragheen), 951 nucleotides. RefSeq lists its product as hypothetical. The record is from RefSeq and is a predicted model, not a curated record. NCBI's taxonomy places the organism in Eukaryota, Rhodophyta, Florideophyceae, Gigartinales, Gigartinaceae. The transcript has a single exon. Bases 1 to 951 code for a protein of 316 amino acids.
AUGCGACGCAAGUCGUAUUCAAAACUAUCUUUUGUACAGCUAUUUGGAAUAUAUCCGUGUAGAAGCUCUGUGCCAAAUGUGAGCGACGUUCAUCUACGAUGUAACGUGAGGCGAGCGACACACUACCGUGGGCGCAGACGAGUGAUCACAUGUUGCUUUGAGGAAACGUCACCGGAUAAGGAAAAAGGUGAGCUUGUGGCGGCUGAUAUGCAGACUGCGCCAGGCUGCGACUCAUUCUCCGACCCGUUCGACUCGCUUGCACCUCGCCAUUUUAUAAACUUGACCAAUGGGAUUGAGGCGCUACCGCACAUCUCUGCCAUCGUCUCGCCUGACGAACUGCGCUUCACUCGGAUCCAGUCAUCGCAUUGCGAGAGUAGUGCCUACAAUAAGCUUCUUGCUUCACUGGAUACUGAAUUACUCUUCUCUUUGGCGUGUGGACGAGCUUGUUAUGUGUACGAUUUCGCAAGUCGCAAUAAAUGUCGGGGCGUCCCACGGGCAUUGUUCCUGGGGUUGCAGUUUGUGAAGUGGAGUCUGUCGUACCUGUGGUUCAAGGGUGAGGAGGACAUGAUCCCAGAAAAGGUUUUCGUGAGAGGAAACAACACGGUUCCUUUUUGGAGAGACCAGGUGAUGCCACACAUGAUUGAAAAGGACACGAAGAAGAGAAUUAGAUACUUUGCUCCAUUCGCGAAGGAGAGGGGGCUGCUACACGUGAGACUACACGGUGUGUAUGGACGGGUGAGCGCGAUUGAUGGACACAAAAGCGUGCACGUGAAGAUCGUUCACGACUGGCUGGCACAGGAAGACGUUUCUCGUAAGGGACAUGGGGAAGAAGAACGCGACUUGACUGAGUGCUUCCGUGCCCAAGGUUUGGCGGAAUUUCAGGCGGAUCUGACAAAAGAGGAAUUAGUCACUAUCCAAGAAUGGAUGGAGGGCUUCCGGAGUCAGUCGUAG